Molecule: messenger RNA, 855 nt
Organism: Cryptomeria japonica (Japanese cedar)
Lineage: Eukaryota; Viridiplantae; Streptophyta; Pinopsida; Cupressales; Cupressaceae
Product: G-type lectin S-receptor-like serine/threonine-protein kinase SD2-2
Exons: 3
Coding region: 1-855 (284 amino acids)
Source: RefSeq, a predicted model, not a curated record
AUGGUCUGGUUCCUCAAAGAUCACUGUUUGAAACGUUUCAUUUUAGCUCUUGCUGUGCUUAUUCUCCAGGGCAGUUGCAAUUUAUUUGUUGAUGGUGGAGACUCCCUGUCUUUGGGGGCUUCUCUGAGGGGAAAGCAGACCAUAACUUCAAAGAAUGGUACGUUUGCAUUGGGAUUUUUUAAUCCAAAUGGAACCAACAACUGGUAUGUUGGCAUCUGGUAUGCUCAGAUCCCAGACAAGACCAUCGUUUGGGUGGCUAACAGAGAAACUCCCAUCACAGACAUGCCCGGCGUUUUUACGCUCUCUUCAACUGGUGCCCAAAACAUUUCUGAGAUUGUGUGGGAGAGCUUUGCGAAUCCCACGGAUACAGUUUUGCCUACCGUGAAGUUUUGGAAGGGCUUGAAAGUAAACUCUUGGAAGAGUUCCAUGGAUCCAGCACCCGGGCCCUUCUUUGCCCAAAUAAAUCCAUCCCCAGGAAAAACUGACGUUUUAUUGCAGUAUAAAAAUGGUGUUUCAUAUUACAGCACGGGAGAAUGGAAUGGUAGCUACUUCGCCACUUUGCCAGGGUCUCCAGCUUCUUCCAUUGUGAAGGUGGAAUUCAAAGUGUUCUCUUCCACAAGAAUGUAUUACAGUUUUAAGGUUGCACCCCAGGCUGAUGCGGCGUGUAUGGUAUGUGCGGCACUUAUGGAGUGUGUUCCACCCAAGAAAUCAGUCAGCCUUGCAGAUGUGCGGAAGGCUUCCACCCAAGAGAUGCUACUGCCUGGCGUUCUCAGGAGUGGUGGUCAAGCGGUUGUGUUCGGCGUACUCCAUUACAAUGCUUUGCCAUCUGUAGACACACAAAAUUGUCAUGUCUAA